Messenger RNA from Striga asiatica, 2506 nucleotides. Lineage: Eukaryota; Viridiplantae; Streptophyta; Magnoliopsida; Lamiales; Orobanchaceae. The record is from the annotation of a GenBank genome assembly.
UUUGCCGUGAGUCAAAGACGGUUGACUAACGAUUUGCACCCAAAAUGAUAGUUAGAGUAUCAAAAGUUAAGAGCGGGUAUAAUUAAUGUAACAAUUUUUCCUAACCGAAUUAAUAUUUAUGUGACCAACUAUCACAACCUAAACCCUGAAGCGGAGAUUUUAGGACCUCCCGCCUCCGUUCUUAGCGCACGAUGCUCGGAACGCGGCAAACCACCGUCCCCCGGGCAGCGCUCCGGAGGCUGAGAUACUCAUUCAAUCACCCAGGCGGCAGCACCACCGUCGUAACCCUAGUUCCUCAGUAUUCUCUCUUCAAAUAUCCUAUUAAGUCCCCAUUAGCAUCCAAUGCCAAUUCCUGUUUCAGCACUAGAAUCAUCGAUCGAGAAUCUUUUUCUCGUUCCAUUAGAUUCUACUCAACUUGCUUAUUCUCCAAUUCUUCAUCUCCUCGCGAUGUUGGUUCUUCGAGCUGCAGUAAUAGCAGUGUCGAGAACAAUGAAGCUGAUGCCGACGAGGCAACGGACGAGGCUUACGAGGCAAUGAGAAAUGCAGCCAUGGACGACGCGUACCACGCGAUUGAGUUGGCGUUGGACUCGGUGGUGAAGAUUUUUUCCGUGGCGAGCAGUCCAAGUUAUUUCCUUCCUUGGCAGAAUAAAAUUCAGCGUGAAUCAAUGGGCUCCGGAUUUGUUAUUUCGGGUAGGAGAAUCCUGACAAAUGCACAUGUUGUGGCUGAUCAUACGUUUGUUCUUGUAAGAAAGCAUGGUUCUCCCAUCAAAUAUAAAGCAGAGGUGCAGGCAGUUGGGCAUGAAUGUGAUUUGGCUAUCCUGGUUGUCGAAAAUGAAGAGUUCUGGGAAGGAAUGAACUUUUUGGAGCUUGGUGACAUUCCUUUUAUCCAAGAAGCUGUUGCUGUUGUUGGUUAUCCUCAAGGUAAUGCUGCUGUUGACAUCAGUUAUGGCAUGUGGUUGAAGGAUGAGGACUUUGAUCGGCUUGAGAGGUGUCUUCUGUGUUUGCUUGGUGGACAAAAUUUUUGUAAGCAACUCCAUAAGUUUGGUGAUAGCCUCCUCGACAUUGGUGGGGAUAAUAUUUCUGUUACAAAAGGGGUUGUCUCCAGGGUUGAGCUAACACAAUAUGUACAUAGUGCAACCCAGCUUCUGGCGAUACAAAUUGAUGCUGCCAUAAAUCCAGGGAACAGUGGUGGCCCGGCAAUAAUGGGCGACAAAGUCGCGGGCGUGGCUUUUCAGAACCUUUCCAAUUCGGAGAACAUUGGUUAUAUAAUUCCUGUCCCAGUCAUAAAGCGGUUCAUUGAGGGUGUUGAGGAAACUGGAGACUACGUUGGAUUCUGCAACAUCGGUUUGUCCUGCCAACCAACUGAAAACGCGCAACUUAGGGAACACUUUAAAAUGUGUCCUGAUUUGACUGGCGUACUCGUGAGUAGAAUCCAUCCAACAUCUGAUGCGUAUAGGCAUCUGAAGAAGGAUGAUAUUAUUCUGUCCUUUGAUGGUGUGCCCAUAGCAAAUGACGGGUCAGUUCCCUUUCGGAAUAGAGAGCGCAUAAUAUUUGAUCAUUUGAUCUCAAUGAAGAAACCCAAUGAUACUGCUCUGGUUAGAGUGUUGAGAGAUGGCCGAGAGCUAGAAUUUUCUAUUACUCUUCGUCCAUUACAGCCACUUGUUCCAGUUCAUCAAUUUGAUAAGCUUCCGAGUUAUUACAUUUUUGCUGGCCUUGUCUUCAUUCCGCUAACCCAUCCCUAUCUUCAUGAGUAUGGAGAAGAGUGGUAUAAUACGUCACCUCGUCGACUGUGUGAACGAGCAUUUAGGGAAGUGGCCCAGAAAGCCGGUCAACAACUCGUUAUUCUCUCUCAGGUAUUGAUGGAUGACAUCAAUACAGGAUAUGAACGUCUUACGGAAUUGCAGACUCUUAUUUUUAUUGUUUUCUUUAUAAACUUUGUGGGUAUUGAUUUCCUAGACAAGGUUCAAGCAGCUGCUGUUUUUUACCUUGGAGCUUCACUAGCAUCUGUCAAAGGGCUAGCUAUAAGUUGCUGCAAAGAUGGAACAGAUACUGUGAAGAAGGUGAAUGGUACGGAAGUCGACAACUUAAAACAUUUGCGACAACUUGUGGAAGAAAAUCACAUUGGGAAUGUGAGAUUUGAUUUGGAUGAUGGAAAGGUGAUUGUUUUAGACUACGAUUCGGCAAAGGUGGCCACGUCCCGGAUACUAAAACGCCAUAGGAUACCUUCUGCUAUGUCUAGUGACCUCAACGACGAACAAAUUGCGCCGGAUGUUGAGCUUGCUUGUUCAAAUUGAGAUUUUUCUAGUUGUGAUUGAAGUUAUUUUAUUCAGAUUUUGAUUCUGAUUAUUAUUUUUUAUUUAAAUCAUUUUGAAAGGACAGGGAGAGAGAUAUUUGUUAGGUGAAUCGUCUCCAGUGGUUGUAUGUAGGACUUCUAAGCAUGUUUUAUUUAUUGCUCCAGGAAUCCUCCUUUUUUAUUUAUUUUUUUUCUAUAUAUUUUUUAUUCUAA